AUGUUUCGUAACCAGUACGAUAGCGAUGUCACCGUAUGGAGUCCUCAGGGUCGGUUACACCAAGUGGAUUAUGCUGUUGAAGCUAUGAAACAAGGAUCAGCCACUGUGGGAAUAAAAAGCGAGACGCAUGCUGUGCUGGCGGCUCUCAAGCGUGCCCAGAAUGAGUUAUGCUCCCAUCAGAAAAAAAUCUACGAGAUCGACACACAUGCGGGUGUCUCGAUUGCUGGUUUACUGUCGGAUGGAAGAAUUCUUGCUAGGUUCCUACAAACCGAAUGCUCAAGUUGGCGUUGGGAUUACAAGCAGCCCGUCCCGAUUUCUUCUCUUUCCGAUAGUGUGCAACUGAAACUGCAAGCUAAUACUCAGUACUACGGUAGGCGUCCAUUCGGUGUAGGAUUGCUGAUAGCCGGCUACGAUAAGGACGGCACCCAUAUUGUGCAAUCAGACCCUUCCGCUGAAGUAGUCGAAAUGUUUGCAUCUUCUAUUGGUGCUCGAUCUCAGUCAGCUCGCACCUACUUGGAAAGGCAUCUCGACAAGUUUAGAUUGGCAAAUGCUGAUGAAUUGAUCGAGCAUGCUUUGCUCGCUUUGCGAGAUACCCUUCCUGCUGAGGAGAAUCUGACCAGUCAAAAUACUUCCAUUGCGAUCGUCGGAAAAGGACAACCAUUUAAAAUCAUGGAUGAUUCGGAAGUGGCGCCACAUUUGUCAAAGAUCAGUAACACACCUCGUACUAUUGGACAACCUGAAGCUCCUCCGGCUGAACAAAUGCAGCUGUAG
Molecule: messenger RNA, 771 nt
Organism: Necator americanus (New World hookworm)
Lineage: Eukaryota; Metazoa; Nematoda; Chromadorea; Rhabditida; Ancylostomatidae
Exons: 9
Coding region: 1-771 (256 amino acids)
Biological process (GO): ubiquitin-dependent protein catabolic process; proteasomal protein catabolic process
Cellular component (GO): nucleus; proteasome core complex, alpha-subunit complex; proteasome core complex
Source: RefSeq, a predicted model, not a curated record